AAGUUGGUAUUUGAAGACUCUUGUGUUGUGAAAUAUUCCUUAUCUGUGAUUCUUGGCAAUCUUGUACAGUUUUGGCAAGAUUUGUGCUUUUCAAAGUUAAUUAGUUUGCAGUAGUCUUUUAACCGGGGAUUCGUAAGACUCAUUCAAAGGUUUCUGUUCCCUUUGGUUAUUGUUUGUCUUAUUGGAAAAGGGUUUGGGUCAGAACACAACCUGACUCAGAAUGGAAGGAGGUGGUUGAAAGUCCUUGAAGGAAGACACAGGGCUGAGUAGGUUCGUUUCGUAGAGUAGGGUUUUGAUGAAUUUCUUUUUCAGAGUCCAAGAUGUGUGAUGAGAUCAGCCAUGAAGACUGAGCAACCCACCCUGGAAAUCUUUGAGACGGCCGAGGGCAAGGAAAAUGUGGCGGCCAUCGAGGAGAUGGCCAAGCCGGAGCCGUAUUACGUGGAGAGAUAUUCGUGGAAUCACCUGAAGAAGCUCUUGGCAGAUACUAGGAAAUACCACAGCUGCCUGAUGGCCAAGACGCCCCACAAUUUCACGUUUGUGAAGAGAAAUGAUCCGGAAUGUUCUAAUUCAGACCGGAUAUACUAUCUGGCCAUGUCUGGUGAAAACAGGGAAAACACCCUUUUUUAUUCCGAAAUCCCCAAAACUGUAAACAAGGCUGCCAUUCUCUUGCUGUCUUGGAAGCCUCUUAUAGACCUCUUUCAGGCCAGCCUGGAUUAUGGGAUGUACUCACGAGAGGAGGAGCUGCUGCGGGAGAGGAAACGCAUCGGCACCGUUGGGAUCGCCUCCUACGAUUAUCACCGGGAAAGUGGCACCUUUUUAUUCCAAGCCGGCAGCGGGAUCUACUAUGUCAAAGAUGGCGGCCCAAAUGGAUUUACGGUGAGUGGGAAAAUCCUUCGAAUUCUGUAUGAAGAAAACGACGAGUCGGAGGUGGAAGUUAUUCAUGUCACGUCCCCCAUGUUGGAAACCAGGAGGACGGAUUCUUUUCGGUAUCCCAAGACAGGCACUGCAAAUCCCAAAGUCACUUUCAAGUUGUCUGAAAUAACCCUUGGUUCUGAUGGCAGAAUUUUGGGUGCUGUUGACAAAGAACUGGUCCAACCCUUUGAAAUCUUAUUCGAUGGCGUAGAAUAUAUCGCCAGAGCAGGAUGGACACGAGAGGGAAAAUACGCCUGGGCCAUCCUGCUUGAUCGCUCCCAAACCCGCCUGCAGAUCGCUUUCCUUCCUCCAGCCUUAUUUAUCCCCGUGGAAGACGACGCCAUGGAGAGACAGAAACUAAUCGACGCUGUGCCUGACUCCAUCACCCCCUUGGUCGUUUACGAAGAAACCACAGACAUCUGGAUAAACAUCCAUGACAUCUUCCAUGUUUUCCCCCAGACUCAGGAGGAUGUGGUAGAAUUCAUCUUCGCCUCCGAGUGCAAAACAGGAUUCCGACACCUGUACAGAAUCUCCACCAUUUUGAAAGAGAGCAACUACAGGCGAUCUUCGGGGGGACUCCCAGCUCCAGGUGACUUCUUAUGUCAUGUCAAAGAAGAGCUGCCCAUCACCAGUGGAGAAUGGGAAGUGCUUGGCCGACACGGCUCAGACGUAAGCUGCUUGACAAUGCCUUCUCUGCUUCCUGCAGGAUCUCUCCCCGAUUACGUCCCACCGGAGAUCUUCUCUUUUCAGAGCUCCUCGGGGUUUGUGCUCUAUGGGAUGAUGUACAAGCCCCAUAAUUUACAACCUGGGAAGAAAUACCCCACGGUGCUUUUCAUCUAUGGGGGGCCACAAGUGCAGCUUGUCAACAACCGCUUUAAAGGGGUCAAAUAUUUCCGACUGAACACGCUGGCUUCUCUGGGUUACGUGGUCGUGGUGUUGGACAACCGAGGUUCCUGCCAUCGGGGCCUGGCCUUUGAAAGCGCCUUCAAAUAUAAGAUGGGACAAAUUGAAAUCAGUGACCAAGUGGAGGGCUUGCAGUAUUUGGCUUCCCAAUACGAGUUCAUUGAUUUAGACCGGGUUGGCAUUCAUGGUUGGUCCUAUGGUGGAUUUCUUUCACUGAUGGCCUUGCUUCAGAAGCCGGAGAUCUUCAAGGUUGCAGUUGCGGGUGCUCCAGUCACAUUGUGGCUUUUCUACGACACGGGUUACACCGAGCGUUACAUGGGACACCCAGACAACAACGAGCAGGCCUAUUAUUUGGGCUCCGUAGCUAUGCAGGCAGAGAAAUUCCCUUCACAGCCCAACCGAUUAUUGCUACUACAUGGAUUCCUGGAUGAAAAUGUUCAUUUUGCACAUACUAGUAUUUUGCUGAGCUUCCUGGUCAGGGCUGGAAAACCCUACGACCUCCAGAUUUAUCCGCAGGAGAGGCACAGUAUCCGGGUCCCUGAAUCCGGAGAACACUACGAACUCCACCUCUUGUACUACCUCCAGGAGAAUCUGGGAUCGCGCAUGGCCACGCUGAAGGCAAUGCCCUGAUGGCGUCUCAGCACGAUGCGCCCACAGCUGCUUAACCAAAUACGAGUGUUUGAAUGGUGCCUUCCUUCCUGGGGCCUGCUUUUAACCGAGAGAGGAAUCAAUUCGCUGCCCGGCUGGAUUGGUGAUCAUCCUCCUUUUUCACCCCGGUCCGGCCAUACAGGAGAUUGCUGUACAGCAAAUGAAUAAUUUUAAAUGUAAAUAAUAAAACGGAUUGUUGUACGGUC
Pseudonaja textilis is the source of this 2669-nucleotide messenger RNA. The record is from RefSeq and is a predicted model, not a curated record. NCBI's taxonomy places the organism in Eukaryota, Metazoa, Chordata, Lepidosauria, Squamata, Elapidae.